UAAUAACCAGAGCGAUUUGUUAUAAAAAUGAAAACCUUCCUUAUAACUGAAUCAUUUACAACAAAAUGUGACACCUGAUCCGGCUUGUUUUCAUUUUAUAUUUAAGUAAACAAUAGUGAAGUAAUACAUGUACCUCGUCGUACCCCAAUGGAGAUAACAUGACUAUUUCUUAUAUUGCUUUAUAAAUGGGGUAUUGACUUAUUAUAAUACUUAUAGAUAGGUCAUAAGGUGGGUCAAGUGUCUAAUUUUCGGACUACUGCAAAGUAGAAACUGUAAAUGCCGAUUUGAGGAUGGAUGGUACUCGAAGGAAGGAUGUUUAAGGUGGUUCUUUUGGGAGAAGCCGGUGUUGGUAAAUCCUCCAUAUUCUUACGACUUAAAGAUAAUGUCUUUGGGGAAUUUCUUCAACCAACUUUGGGGAUAGAGAGCUGUUCAAAGGUUGUGAAGAUUGAUGGUCAAAAUAUCACAUUUUGCAUCUGGGAUACAGCGGGAGCAGAAAGAUUUAAAACCAUCACCCGGAAUUACUACCGAAACACGCACGCUGUGUUCUUAGUCUUCAGCUGCAAUGAUCCGGCAUCUCUCCAUUACCUAUCACAGUGGGCAGAGGACUGUACCAACCAUGCCCCAAAAGCUUUAAAGUUUCUUAUUGGAAACAAGUCUGAUUUGGAAAGAUUAAUUCCCGUUGAAAAUGUAGAUAACUUCGCCACGGCUUUUGAUUGUGAAAAUACUUACUUCAUAAGCGCUAAGACAGGUUCUGGAAUUGAAGAAAGUUUCCAAAGAAUUGGCGAGAGACUCAUGGAUGUUUUCAAUACUCCACUUGUAAUUGAAUCUCAGUAUAAUGAAACUGUUGAAAUCACCAAAUUCCAAGCACCUAAGAGUAGCUGCUGUCAGUGACAACAUUUGUUUACCAUACAUUAGUUAAACUUCACAUUGAACUGAUCAUUACAUUCAGGAUGCAUGUAGUUUUUCUCCAUUUCAAAUAAACUGUAAUUCUAGGUAGUAUCUCAAAACAGUAAAGGUUUUGUUAGUAUAGGCACUCCUUUCCUUUAGAUGUACAGUGUACUAUCAAUUUUGUGAACAUCAACAUUAUACUUUUCAUAGUGUGAUAUUAUUAAAAAAAACUUUUUUCUUUUCUUUUUUUUAUUCUUGAAAUGAAAGGCAAUACAGAUUACCCUAUUUUUAAACAAUAGAUUUAACUCUCAGACAUGAUUAACAAACAGCGGUGAACAUAAACCAUGGAUGAUCAACCAAGGUUGUCAGUCUCCCCAUCAGCUGAUCAUGUCUUUUGUUGUUGCUGUUGCUUUAUUGCUGCUGUUGUUGUUGUUUAGGUUUUAGAAUUAAAUCUGUUGUUAAUCUUAAGUGUCAGUUAUGGUAAAUCGCACUCUCAAUUAGGAACCACAUUCUCCAGGUGUGGCUUAUGUGCUGCAAAAGUCUCCACACAAAAACACACACACUUCUUCAUCAUCAUCAUUUAUCAUCAUCAUCAUCUUCUUCAU
Molecule: messenger RNA, 1493 nt
Organism: Saccostrea echinata
Lineage: Eukaryota; Metazoa; Mollusca; Bivalvia; Ostreida; Ostreidae
Product: ras-related protein RabC-like
Exons: 4
Coding region: 295-891 (198 amino acids)
Cellular component (GO): trans-Golgi network
Molecular function (GO): GTPase activity; GTP binding
Source: RefSeq, a predicted model, not a curated record